AUGUCGUACGGUGGCGGCUACUCGCGCGGCGGCGGCGGUGGUGAUUCCUACCGCUCUCGCGGAGGUGACAACGGCUACUCCAACGGUGGCUCUGGCGGCUACAGCGGUGGCGGCGGUGGUUACGGCGGCGGCGGCGGCGGUGGUGGUGGUUACGGCGGUGGCCGUGGAGGUGGUGGUGGCUACGGCGGCGGUGGUGGUUACGGCGGCGGCGGCGGUGGCUAUGGCGGUGGUGCCGGUGGUGGUGACCGCAUGUCCAACCUCGGCGCUGGCCUGAAGACUCAGGACUGGGAUAUCAACACUAUGCCCAAGUUCGAGAAGUCGUUCUACAAGGAGCACCCCGAUGUCACUGCUCGCUCAGAGGAGGAGGUCCAGGCUUUCCGCAAGGAGAAGACCAUGACUAUCCAGGGUACGGACGUGCCCCGUCCCGUUCAGACCUUCGAUGAGGCUGGUUUCCCUCAGUACGUUCUGUCUGAGGUCAAGGCCCAGGGUUUCGAAGCCCCCACUGCUAUUCAGGCCCAGGGCUGGCCUAUGGCCCUGUCCGGUCGCGAUGUUGUUGGUAUUGCCGAGACUGGUUCCGGAAAGACUCUCAGCUACUGUCUCCCCGCUAUUGUUCACAUCAACGCCCAGCCCCUCCUCGCCCCUGGUGAUGGUCCCAUUGUUCUUGUUUUGGCUCCUACUCGUGAGUUGGCCGUUCAGAUUCAGGCUGAGAUCACCAAGUUCGGAAAGUCCUCCCGCAUUCGCAACACCUGUGUCUACGGUGGUGUCCCCAAGGGUCCUCAGAUCCGUGACUUGUCUCGCGGUGUCGAGGUUUGCAUUGCCACUCCCGGUCGUCUGAUUGAUAUGCUUGAGGCUGGCCGCACCAACCUUCGUCGUGUUACCUACCUCGUUCUUGAUGAGGCUGAUCGCAUGCUUGACAUGGGUUUCGAGCCCCAAAUUCGCAAGAUUAUUGGCCAGAUUCGCCCUGAUCGUCAGACUUGCAUGUGGUCCGCUACCUGGCCCAAGGAAGUCCGUCAGCUCGCUUCUGAUUUCCUUAACGAUUACAUUCAAGUCAACGUCGGUUCUACCGAUCUCUCUGCCAACCACCGCAUCACCCAGAUCGUUGAGGUUGUCUCCGACUUCGAGAAGCGCGACAAGAUGAUCAAGCACCUCGAGAAGAUCAUGGAAGACCGCUCCAACAAGUGCAUCAUUUUCACCGGUACCAAGCGUGUCGCAGACGAAAUUACCCGAUUCCUUCGCCAGGAUGGCUGGCCUGCGCUUUCCAUCCACGGUGACAAGCAGCAAAACGAGCGUGAUUGGGUCUUGAACGAGUUCAAGACGGGCAAGAGCCCCAUCAUGGUGGCCACUGAUGUGGCUUCCCGUGGUAUUGAUGUGCGCGAUAUUACUCAUGUGCUCAACUAUGAUUACCCCAACAACUCGGAGGACUAUGUCCACCGUAUUGGUCGUACUGCUCGUGCCGGUGCCAAGGGUACUGCCAUUACCUUCUUCACCACUGACAACUCUAAGCAGGCUCGUGACUUGGUCACCAUCCUCACUGAGGCUAAGCAACAGGUCGAUCCCCGUCUUGCCGAGAUGGUUCGCUACGGCGGCGGCGGCGGUGGUGGUCGCUGGGGUGGUCGUGGCCGCGGUGGUGGCCGUGGCGGCUGGGGUCGUGGCGGCGGCGGCGGUGGUGGUUUCACUGCUUCUAACUCUGCUCCUGUUGGCGGCAACCGUCGCUGGUAG
Molecule: messenger RNA, 1719 nt
Organism: Penicillium paradoxum
Lineage: Eukaryota; Fungi; Ascomycota; Eurotiomycetes; Eurotiales; Aspergillaceae
Product: DEAD-box ATP-dependent RNA helicase DBP2
Exons: 6
Coding region: 1-1719 (572 amino acids)
Biological process (GO): rRNA processing
Cellular component (GO): cytoplasm; ribonucleoprotein complex; nucleus
Molecular function (GO): ATP binding; RNA binding; RNA helicase activity
Source: RefSeq, a predicted model, not a curated record